Knipowitschia caucasica is the source of this 249-nucleotide messenger RNA. The record is from the annotation of a GenBank genome assembly. NCBI's taxonomy places the organism in Eukaryota, Metazoa, Chordata, Actinopteri, Gobiiformes, Gobiidae.
AUGAGUGCGCGUGCAUGUGAGCGCGCUCAACUUCCCCGUCAGCAGAUCCGAACCAUCUUUCCCAAGAGUUUGACCCGGUUUCACCUCCUGUCUGGGGGGGAAAAGUGCGAAGAUUCAUCCGGAGAAGAGGUGCUUUGGAUCGAGAUUUGGCUCGUGCCGUGCAGAAAGUGUCCUUCUGAGCCCGUCUCCUGGAGAAGCCCGCUGUCUUUUCUGAAUGUCCCUCUGCGUUUCCCUUUGGGCCUGAGCUGA